Papaver somniferum (opium poppy) is the source of this 1007-nucleotide messenger RNA. RefSeq lists its product as uncharacterized. Lineage: Eukaryota; Viridiplantae; Streptophyta; Magnoliopsida; Ranunculales; Papaveraceae. The transcript is spliced from 5 exons. Bases 232 to 639 code for a protein of 135 amino acids. The record is from RefSeq and is a predicted model, not a curated record.
CGAGGAAGCUAAUGUGACAAAGAAAGCUAAUAAAAAUUUGCCUCAUGUGUCACCUUCGCAUGAUAAUGAAGUGGUAGCUGGAGGCACUAAGGGUAAGAAUAAAAUUAGGUCCAAAAAAACCACCUCUAAAUCUUCUUUCAACCCAAAAAGCGAAAGGCUCCUUCUCCCUCUCCUUCUUAUUCUGAAGAUGAUACUCUCCUUCUCCCUAAUAACCCUGAGUCUGAGUCCUCUAUGGGACAGUUGUCAAGUGUUUUCUAUGACACAUUAUGUGGUGUUGAUAAUACCUCACUGGGCCGUGCUUGUGAAGCGGUGGUUAAGAUAUGUGACGCCCAUUCUUUAUGUCGCGAAUCUCUUCGGGGAGUUGCCUCUGCAUUGAAUCCAAAUUUUCAAUUUGCAAUUGGAUCUUUGUACGCCCGUAUGUCUCAUGCUGUCACUUCUGAUCUUCAAAGGAAUAUUCGCACUCUGAAAGCAGAAAAUACCAAGCUCAAGGGAGAUUACUCUUCUAGAUCCAGCCGCGUGGAAGAACUCCUCAAUAAAAAUGAUCAAUUAAUUGAUGAUGAGAAGAAGUAUCUUGAGAAAAUUGAGAAUCUAGAGGCGAGAUGUUUCGCUCGUGACUCUAAGUACCGCAGAAAAAGAUGAGUGUCACUGUUUCCAAUUUGAGCAAGGAUGUUGUUCGCGUUCGUGACGCGGCUGUUAAGAAAGUCUGCAUCGAUAAUAACAUUCCUCUGUCAAAUUAUAAUUUCACUGAAGUUUCUCCUAAUGAAGAAGGUUCUGACAUCUCUGCUAGUGAGGGAGAAUAUGAGGAAUAUGAAGAGACUGAUGAGGAGGGCAGUGGUUCUGAGGCUGAGGAGGGUAAUGAAGAUGACAUAGGUGGGAAAUAGUUAUUCUUUCUGAAGAUCUUUUCUCUCUUUUCACACUUGUAAAUUCUUUGUCAGUUCUUUGUAUAUCGGAUAUUUCCUAGUCUCUGAGACUUUUUCUUCAAUGUGAAUUUCUAAGAAUUUGAUGCU